Molecule: messenger RNA, 471 nt
Organism: Protopolystoma xenopodis
Lineage: Eukaryota; Metazoa; Platyhelminthes; Monogenea; Polystomatidea; Polystomatidae
Source: the annotation of a GenBank genome assembly
AUGGCUUACUGUUUCCUUCGUUCCUCUUAUGAUCAUAAUUAUGUAAUUCAAAUAAUAAUUAUACAUGCUUUGCAGGCCAUGGACCGAGCCCAUCGCAUCGGUCAGCGCCGUAUGGUUCAGGUCUUCCGCCUGGUGACCAAUGACACUAUUGAGGAGCGCCAGCUCAACUUGCAGGCCUUCAAACGGCAUCUGGCAGAGACUGUUAUCUCCGCAGAUAAUCGCAGCUUGGUGAGCAUGGAUACGGAUCAUUUGCUUGAUCGCCUUUCAGAUGCACUUCCCGGAGAGCCGGCUACGAUGUAUGUACAGAGACCGAGUUCCAUUGGUGCGGCUAACCUGACUGGACCUCAUAUAGCAGACAACUCAGAUCAGCCAGAGCUAGAGCAGUAUAUGGCUGAGUACCAAUUAGAGGGGUUUUGGAGACGUUUGCCUAGGCAGACUUCUGUUGAAGGAGACACUUUUGAUCCGAUUUGA